Messenger RNA from Populus nigra (black poplar), 1288 nucleotides. Its product is annotated as exosome complex component RRP41 homolog. NCBI's taxonomy places the organism in Eukaryota, Viridiplantae, Streptophyta, Magnoliopsida, Malpighiales, Salicaceae. Gene Ontology annotation, cellular component: nuclear exosome (RNase complex); cytoplasmic exosome (RNase complex); nucleolus. Gene Ontology annotation, biological process: U4 snRNA 3'-end processing; poly(A)-dependent snoRNA 3'-end processing; nuclear mRNA surveillance. The transcript has 13 exons. The coding region runs from base 261 to 986 and encodes 241 amino acids. The record is from RefSeq and is a predicted model, not a curated record.
CGCCGUUUGGAAUAAGGGAAGAAACCCCUAAUUUCCAACCCAAGCAGCCACGCAGAAGAGAAUAUACACUCCCCUCUGCUCGUCUUCUCCUCUUCCCUUCACCCGACCUGCUUCUUCUCUCUAAUCCACUGCUACUGCGUACAGACCUUCAAUUUCAGUGCCCAACAGAUCAAAGAGCUGCUGAUAUUUGCGAAAGUGGUGCCUACUUUCUAUCAGGACGCAGCUCUUGCUCAUCCAAUCUCGGCUGGCUUUUGGCAAAAAUGGAGUUCGUGAACCCUGAAGGUCUUCGUCUCGAUGGUCGCCGCCCCAUGGAAAUGAGGCAACUUAGAGCACAAAUCGGUGCUGUAGCCAAAGCAGACGGCUCUGCUGUUUUUGAGAUGGGAAAUACUAAAGUAAUUGCUGCCGUUUAUGGACCUAGAGAGGUUCAAAAUAGGAGCCAACAGAUUAACGACCAAGCACUGGUGCGGUGUGAGUACAGCAUGGCUAAUUUCAGUACAGGAGAUCGGAGGCGAAAACCGAAGGGGGACAGGCGAUCAACAGAGAUUUCGUUGGUUAUUCGUCAGACAAUGGAAGAAUGCAUAUUGACGAAUCUAAUGCCCCGUUCUCAGAUUGAUAUAUAUGUGCAAGUUCUCCAAGCUGAUGGAGGAACUAGAUCUGCAUGCAUCAAUGCUGCAACUUUGGCCUUAGCAGAUGCAGGUAUCCCCAUGCGUGAUCUUGUUACUUCUUGUAGUGCUGGAUUCCUCAAUAGCACUCCUCUUCUUGAUUUAAACUAUGUUGAAGACAGUGCAGGAGGUCCUGAUGUCACUGUUGGAAUCCUACCCAAGUUGGACAAAGUGACACUUCUUCAGAUGGAUGCUAAGCUGCCAAUUGAUACCUUUGAAAAUGUUAUGCAACUUGCUGUUGAAGGCUGCAAGGCAAUAGCAAAUUACAUUCGUGAAGUUUUGCUAGAGAAUACCAAACAGCUGGAGUAUCGACGUGGCUUGUAGUUCAUAAAAAGGGUAUCGGGGCUCAUAUCCAAGCCCCAACCUUUGCCUGGUUAUCGUUGGACUUUCAGUUGUCAAGUCAUCACUUGAAAUUUGUUGCAUAUACCGGAGUUGCCAUCUCUUAAGUGAAUUCAACUCCGUUAAUUUGCUGAAGUCGUAGCUUACCGGGAGAGAUAGUGGCCAGCACGUUUGUAUUUAUAUUUUCAUUUGUUGCUGGAAGUGGUUGGUUUGACCGGAAACGUUGAACUCAUGAUGCCUUGUACCAUCAUUUUUGAAUUGUUGAUACAAUGCAGUAAAUUUUGCAA